AAGAUAAAACUAAAUUGCCAGAAAGGGCACAUAGAAAGAAAGAGAUAAGAUUGACCCGACCUUGUUAGUGUUGGAAGUUAGAAUGAUAAUCAUAGCUUCCAAAAAGCUUCUCUUUCAAGGGAAUCCUUCCAUCCCAUCUCCAUUUGAUUUUUACACUCUCAACCCAAAUCAAAAUCCUCAAAUCUCAUGAUAAUAUAUAGUAGCAGCAGAAUAGAUUUUUGACUUCAACCCAGAUAGAUAAUCUCUAUGACUGUGAAUAUGGGGAUCAAAAGUUUUCUUCUUGCGCUCUCUAUGUUAUCCUCCUCGGCUUUCGCCACUUCCGAUGAAGGGUUACCGAAAAUAAGUCUCAAGAAGUGGCCUUUAAGCCUUAAAGGAAUAAAAGCUGCAAGAAUCACUCAUCAUCAAUAUCCUUCCACUCAAAAUAACAUGGAAGCUGUUGUAUAUCUGAAAAAUUAUCUAGAUAUCCAAUAUUAUGCAGAGAUUGGUAUUGGUUCACCUCCACAACCUUUGACUGUUGUCUUUGACACUGGUAGCUCAAAUCUUUGGGUCCCAUCUUCAAGAUGCAUUUUUUCUAUUACUUGCUAUCUUCAUUCCAAGUUCAAAGCAAGACUCUCCUCUACCUAUACCAAAAUUGGAAUACCUUGUAAAAUUCCUUUUGCUUCUGGAUUCAUUUCCGGCUUCUUCAGCCAGGAUAAUGUAAAAGUUGGGGAUGUUGUCGUUAAAGAUCAAGAAUUUGUUGAGAUCACAAGAGAAGGACUUUUAGCAUUGUUAAUUGCAAAGUAUGAUGGGGUUCUUGGACUUGGAUUUCAGAAUAUCGCUGUUGACCAAGCCACACCAGUGUGGUAUAACAUGGUAAUUCAAGGCCAAAUGGUCCAGAAAGUUUUCUCUUUCUGGAUAAAUCGAGAUCCAAUGUCAAAGGUGGGAGGUGAGAUUGUCUUUGGAGGUAUUGACUGGAGGCGUUUUACCGGUGAACAUACUUACUUUCCAAUUACUCGAAAGGGUUACUGGCAGAUUCAGAUGGAAGAUGUGCUUGUUGCUGGCCUGUCCACAGGCCAGUGUGCAGCUGGAUGUGGUGCAAUUGUGGACACAGGCACUGCCUUCCUUGCCGGUCCAACUGCAAUUGUUGCUCAAAUUAACCUUGCUAUUGGAGCAGAGGGAAUUGUGAGCUUGGAAUGUAAAAAUGUUGUUUCAAACUAUGGGAAUUUGAUAUGGGACUACUUAGUAUCAGGGUUGCGGCCUGAGAUAGCCUGUGUAGAUAUUGGACUGUGUCCAUAUAAUGGAUCAAAAUAUGUGAGAAAAAACAUUGAGACAGUAGUUCAUAAUGGAACUCAAACAGGCUCACCGGUUAAUGAGACUCCAUUAUGUACUUUCUGUGAGAUGAUUGUCUUCUGGUUUCAAGUACAACUUAAACAACAAAAGGCAAAGGAUAAAGUAUUUAAAUUUGCAGAUGAGUUAUGUGAAAGGCUCCCUAAUCCCUUAGGAAAGCCAUUUAUCGAUUGUGAUAAGAUUGGAGUCCUGCCAGAUGUGACAUUCACCAUCGGAAACAAAACCUUCUCCCUUUCCUCGAAACAGUAUGUACUAAGAGUUGUAGAAGGCUGGUCUACUUUCUGCAUUAGUGGGUUUGUUCCUUUGGACGUUCCUCCUCCACAAGGUCCCCUCUGGGUUCUUGGAAAUCUGUUCUUGGGAGCAUAUCAUACUGUGUUUGACUUUGGAAAUUCCCAGAUAGGAUUUGCAAAAGCAGCAUAAUGGCAGUAAACUGUUUAGAUUAAUACUAAGCUAGAGUUAUGAGAUUGUAAAUUUAAGUAAAGGUAUUGGUAAAGGGGUAUGCACAGUACACAUCCUAAUUAGCCUCCAGUUGGGUUUAGGCCAUAAGGUUGAUGUCAUUUGCUUGCAAUGCAAGGAUACUAGAUAUAAUGAUAUCAUCAGGGCUUUGUGUAGCCCUUAUUCAAACUAAAAACACUGUACAAUAUUUCUAGCUUUUGUUGAGAAGUUUGACCAGUUGUAAUAUUUCUAGUUGUGGGUGCUCUGUUA
Molecule: messenger RNA, 2031 nt
Organism: Humulus lupulus (European hop)
Lineage: Eukaryota; Viridiplantae; Streptophyta; Magnoliopsida; Rosales; Cannabaceae
Product: aspartic proteinase A2-like
Exons: 14
Coding region: 247-1746 (499 amino acids)
Biological process (GO): lipid metabolic process; proteolysis
Molecular function (GO): aspartic-type endopeptidase activity
Source: RefSeq, a predicted model, not a curated record